AUGAAGUCACUUGAGGAGUUAAUGUUAUGCAGAAACAAUCUUUCUGGGUCGAUUCCAAAAGAUUUAGGUGAAUUAACCAAGCUCAAAAUUUUGUACCUUUAUUCUAACCAACUUUCUGGCCCCAUUCCUGCAGAAAUAGGGAAACCAGUUAACAGGUCAUAUUCCUCUGGAAAUAGGCAACUUGAUCAAUGGAAGAUGAAGUCACUUGUGGAGUUAAUGCUAAACAAAAAUAAUCUCUCUGGUCCAAUUCCAAAAGCAUUAGGUGACUUAACUGAGCUCACAAUUUUGUACCUUUAUGAAAACCAACUCUCUGGUCCCAUUCCUGCAGAAAUAGGGAAGAUGAAAUCACUUGUGAAGUUAAGCUUACAGAGAAGCAAUCUUUCUGGUCCGAUUCCAAAAGAUUUAGGUGAUGUUGGUGACUUAACUGAGCUCACAAUUCUGCACCUUUAUGAAAACCAACUUUCUGGUGCCAUUCCUGCAGAAAUAGGUAAACUUGUCAAUCUUGUUGAAAUUGAUCUUGAUACAAACCAGUUAACAAGUCAUAUUCCUCCGGAAAUAGGCUACUUAAUUAAUGCAAAAUGGUUAUAUGCUUACUCCAAUGAAUUGUCUGGUCCUGUUCCUGCAGAAAUAGGGAAGAUGAAGUCACUUGUCGAUUUAAGCUUACACAACAACAAUCUUUCUGGUCCAAUUCCAAAAUCUUUAGGUGACUUAACUGAGCUCACAAUUUUGUACCUUAAUGCCAACCAACUUUCUAGCCCCAUUCCUUUAGAAAUAGGAAAACUUUCCAACCUUGUCGAACUUGAUCUUAAUACAAACCAGCUAACGGGUCAUAUUCCUCCGGAACUUGAAGUUACUUCUUUGUGUGACUUAACUGAUUUCACAAAUUUGUACCUUUAUGAAAACCAAAUCUCUGGUCCCAUUCCUUCAGAAAUAGGGAAACUUACCAACCUUGUCGUAGUUAGUCUUGGUAUAAACCAGUUAACAGGUCACAUUCCUUUGGAAAUAGGCAACUUGAUUAAUGCCAAAUUUUUCUAUGCUUUCGAAAAUGACUUGUCUGGUCCCAUUCCUGCAGAAAUAGGGAAGAUGAAGUCACUUGAGACUUUAAACUUACAGAGAAACAAUCUUUCUGGUCCCAUUCCUAGUGAGUUGGGGAAUCUGAAUAAACUCAAUGAUCUGGUUUUAUCUGAAAAUCAAUUUACUGGUUCAAUUCCUGCUAUAUUUGGCAAUUUGACAAACUUGCAGACACUGCAUCUCCAUACCAACAAACUUUCAGGUUCCAUUCCAAAAGAACUUGCAUAUUUGGAUAACUUGCGAGUGCUAACAAUGACCCAAAAUCAGCUUUCAGGCCAUUUACCAGACCAGCUUUGUCAAGGUGGGAAACUUGAGAACUUCACAGUGGCUAGCAACAAGCUGACAGGGCCAAUACCAAGAAGCUUGAGCAACUGUUCGAGUUUUAAAUGGGUUCGCUUUAAUAACAACAGUUUCAUUGGAAACUUAUCCGAAGCUUUUGGAAUCUAUCCAGAGCUUCAGUUCAUUGAUUUGAGCGACAAUAAUUUUCAUGGUGAGCUCAGCAGCAACUGGGGGAAAUGCGAAAAUUUGAUUGAUCUGCGUGUAGCCAGAAAUAACAUUAGUGGUAGCAUACCACCAGAGAUUGGAAACAUCCAAGGGCUUCUUGGACUUGAUCUUUCAUCGAAUCAUUUGCUUGGGCAGAUUCCAAAGGAAUUUGGAAGAUUAACUUCCCUGACAACAGAUUGA
Messenger RNA from Solanum stenotomum, 1755 nucleotides. Its product is annotated as probable leucine-rich repeat receptor-like protein kinase At1g35710. Gene Ontology annotation, molecular function: protein binding. The transcript has 5 exons. Bases 1 to 1755 code for a protein of 584 amino acids. The record is from RefSeq and is a predicted model, not a curated record. Lineage: Eukaryota; Viridiplantae; Streptophyta; Magnoliopsida; Solanales; Solanaceae.